Ctenocephalides felis (cat flea) is the source of this 974-nucleotide messenger RNA. Its product is annotated as alpha-tocopherol transfer protein-like. The record is from RefSeq and is a predicted model, not a curated record. Gene Ontology annotation, molecular function: phosphatidylinositol bisphosphate binding. The transcript is spliced from 8 exons. The coding region runs from base 54 to 974 and encodes 306 amino acids. Gene Ontology annotation, cellular component: membrane. NCBI's taxonomy places the organism in Eukaryota, Metazoa, Arthropoda, Insecta, Siphonaptera, Pulicidae.
CAAAGUGCCAAAAAUUUGGGAAUAAACAAUUUCGGAUAAAAUAAGGAACAAAAAUGCCGGUGCAAUUCUCUUCGGACGGAUCUCCUUAUAUAGAAUUAUCUCCAAAGGCGGUAAUUCGUUUGGAAAAAGAUGAGUUGAAUGAAAAAGAAAAAUUAAAGGCCGAAAAGGAGUUGAGAGAAACUCCAGAAGUUGUUGAAGAAGGCCUUAAGGCCUUGAGACAACUUAUAGAAGAUGAACCGGAUUUUUAUUUUCCCGACGAUGUGGAUUAUAUGACAGAGUUUUUGAGGCCUUGCAAAUAUUAUGCGGAAAGUGCAAUGGAUUUGAUGAGGAGAUACUACACAUUCAAGAUAAAACAUCCAGCAAUUUGUCAAAAUGUUUUGCCGAGCAAAAAUAGAAUCGCUUUUGAACAAGGAGUCAUCAGUUUUAUGCCAAAAAGAGACAAAUUUGGAAGAAGGAUUCUCAUAAUUCAGGCUGGCAAAAAAUGGAUUCCCAAAGACUGUUCUUUGUGGGAUAUGUUCAAGGCCCUCCAAAUGGCCUUGCUGGCUGCCAUGGAUGAACCAAAGACCCAAGUAAAUGGUGUCAGUUGUAUCAUAGACCUUAAAGGCCUGUCUUUGACCCAUGUUUACCAGUUUACGCCCAAUUUUGCCAAAUUGGCCUCCGGGUGGGUACAGGAUUGUGUUCCAUUAAGAUUGAAAGGACUUCAUGUCAUCAACCAGCCAUAUUUAUUUAACAUGUUAUUUGCAAUUUUCAAACCAUUUUUGAGACAAAAACUGAGAAAAAGGAUCCAUUUUCACGGUUCGGAUUUCACCCAACUCUGUGAAUGGUUGGGCGAAGAAAAUCUUCGGGAGGACAUGGGAGGCACUUUGGAGGCUCCUGAAUGUGAUGGAAUAAUGUUAGCUGAUCUUUUGUGCCAAUAUGAAGACAAAUUUAAACUUGCUGAAACUUUUGGUUAUAAAUCCAAGGAAAAUUUAUAA